CCUUUAGUGGGUGGGGCGCCCCGGCCGCGCAGGCGCAGUGCGGCUCAGGCGGAGCUGUGGGAGGGGUGUAGGGCCGGGGGCAGGUCCCCGAAGAUGGCGGAGGCGGGGAUGAACUGGGGGUCUCCCGGCGGAGCGCAGGAUUUCUGGUAGGUCCCACGUUCAGGCAAGAUGCGGCACCAUUGAAACACUGGUCUGCUCCAAUUCACAGUUCACCGUUUCCACUGGGAAGCCUUAUCCUAUUUGUUGGCUUAGGCCUCCUGAACUUAUGAAACCAUGGCGGAAGGAGAGACAGAGUCACCUCGGCCUAAAAAGUGUGGCCCUUACAUUUCCUCUGUCACCAGCCAGAGCGUGAACGUGGUGAUCCGUGGGGUAGUACUGUUCUUCAUUGGAGUGUUCCUUGCGCUAGUAUUGAACUUGCUUCAGAUUCAGAGAAACGUGACACUUUUCCCACCUGAUGUGAUCACGAGCAUCUUUUCGUCUGCAUGGUGGGUACCACCGUGCUGUGGCACAGCCUCAGCUGUGAUUGGGUUAUUGUACCCCUGCAUUGACAGGCAUCUAGGAGAACCACAUAAGUUUAAGAGAGAGUGGUCCAGUGUUAUGCGCUGUGUGGCGGUGUUCGUGGGCAUAAAUCACGCCAGUGCUAAAGUAGACUUUGACAACAACUUCCAGUUUUCCCUCACGCUGGCUGCACUGUCAGUAGGACUGUGGUGGACUUUUGACAGAUCUAGAAGUGGUUUUGGCCUUGGUGUUGGAAUCGCUUUCUUAGCAACCAUUGUCACCCAACUGUUAGUCUACAAUGGUGUUUAUCAAUACACAUCUCCAGAUUUUCUCUAUGUCCGGUCUUGGUUGCCAUGUAUAUUUUUUGCUGGAGGCAUAACGAUGGGGAACAUUGGUCGCCAACUGGCAAUGUAUGAAUGUAAAGUUAUUGCUGAAAAAUCUCAUCAAGAAUGAGGAAGAAGCCGAUCUUCUCUGAGGAAGCCACGAGAAAGCGGCACGUAUAUGAUAGGUG
Messenger RNA from Acomys russatus (golden spiny mouse), 1009 nucleotides. RefSeq names its product insulin induced gene 2 (gene Insig2). Bases 274 to 951 code for a protein of 225 amino acids. NCBI's taxonomy places the organism in Eukaryota, Metazoa, Chordata, Mammalia, Rodentia, Muridae. The transcript has 6 exons. Gene Ontology annotation, biological process: SREBP-SCAP complex retention in endoplasmic reticulum; SREBP signaling pathway; cellular response to insulin stimulus. The record is from RefSeq and is a predicted model, not a curated record. Gene Ontology annotation, cellular component: SREBP-SCAP-Insig complex; endoplasmic reticulum.